Molecule: messenger RNA, 462 nt
Organism: Vitis riparia (riverbank grape)
Lineage: Eukaryota; Viridiplantae; Streptophyta; Magnoliopsida; Vitales; Vitaceae
Product: heat shock 70 kDa protein 17-like
Exons: 5
Coding region: 1-462 (153 amino acids)
Biological process (GO): cellular response to hypoxia; endoplasmic reticulum unfolded protein response; negative regulation of hypoxia-induced intrinsic apoptotic signaling pathway
Cellular component (GO): endoplasmic reticulum chaperone complex
Source: RefSeq, a predicted model, not a curated record
AUGGAAGAUGCUCGCAAAUACCUUGGUCAGCUGAAACAGAUUGUACAGGACUGGGAGACAAAGAAACCUUGGCUUCUGAAAGAUAAAAUAGAUGAGGUCCUGAGUGAUGGUGACAAGGUCAAAAAUUGGUUGGAAGAGAAAGAGGCCGAGCAGAAAAAGACUUCUGGAUUCAGCACUCCUGCAUUUACCUCAGAUGAGGUGUAUGAGAAAAUUUUCAAAUUUCAAGAGAAGGUUGCCAGCAUCAACCGAAUUCCUAAGCCAAAGCCAAAAAUUGAGAAGCCCACAAAGAAUGAAACCACAAACAAUGGGGCUAGCAGUGAGGAGAAAGCAAAUGCUUCGGACUCAUCAUCUGAGGAGACUCCCUCCUCCCAAGAUGAUCAAUCAGCCGCAGGGGAUUCAGAUGGCAAGCCCAACGAGGAAGCAGAAGCAGAAGCAGAAGCAGAUGUCCAUGAUGAGUUAUGA